CUUGUGUGUGUACUCGGACAUUCUAGAUACAAACACGCACACCUCUCUCUCUUUCCUCUUUUUCUCUCUCUACGUUUCUUCAAUCUCUCUCUCUCUCUCUCUCUCACAGUGCUUUCGCUACGCGAUCUCUUCAGUAACCCCACAAUUCCAAGCUUUCCAAACUUUCUCUUCCUCUCUCUUUCUACUGAGAUUUCUAGGGUUUUGCUUUUGCAUUUCCUGGGUUGAUUCACAUUCCAUAUCAGAGAUUAGCUCAUGUGCUUGAGCGAUGUGACGAUUCGAAUUCGAGUUAUUCUAAACAGUGUAUGAGUUCUGCUUGAUGUUUCACAAUUUUAGUUGCAGCCGUUCAGAAAGUCAUUGCUUGACUAAAGAAUAAACAGCAUGUCAUGAGCUAUAAUGAUGGGAGAUGUGGUUAGUUACUUUUCGACAGUUAUACAUUAGGUUAUUGUUGGGGAGCGGAUAUUACCAUCAAUUUUGUACCUGUAAGUGUAAAAAAACAUGCCUCAAUGGUGGGGGAAAUCAUCAUCUAAAGCAGCAAAGAAGAAAACAAGCGAGAGUUUCAUUGAUUCAUUACACCGAAAAUUUAAGAUUCCAUCUGAAUGUAAACCUGCCAGUAGAUCAGGAGCGUCUCGAAGACACAGCAGUGACACAGUUUCAGAAAAGGGGUCUCAUUCCAGAGCAGAAUCAAGGUCACCAUCACCUUCUAAACAAGUAUCAAGGUGUCAUAGUUUUAUUGAUAGGCCUCAUGCCCAUCCACUUCCGCUUCCAGGUGUGCACCCUGCUAACAUAAGUCGUACAGAUUCUGGAAUCAGUGUAUCGACAAAGCCAAGAUUGGAGAAAGGUUCCAAGCCAUCAUUAUUUCUGCCUCUCCCAAGACCUGCAUGCAUACGGAACAGGCCAGACCCUACAGAUUUAGAUGGAGAUGCAGUCGCCGCUUCUUUUUCUAGUGAAUGCUCUAUGGAGAGUGAUGAUCCUGCUGACUCACGGCAACGUAGUCCCCUGGCAUCUGACUAUGAAAAUGGUAGCAGAACUGCUACAGGGAGUCCUUCCAGCAUGAUGGUGAAGGACCAGUCCUCUGUCACGGAAAUAAAGUUGGGGGAGGCAAUAAAGCCAGCAAAUCAGGUCUCUCUUUCAUCGCCUAGAAGGAGGCCUUUGAGCAAUCAUGUGUCAAAUCUGCAGGUCCCUUGUCAUGGUACUUUCUGCAGUGCUCCAGAUAGCUCAAUGUCAAGUCCUUCCAGAAGUCCAAUGAGAGCAUUUGGAACCGAGCAAGUUAUAAAUUCUGCUUUCUGGGCUGGAAAGACGUAUCCAGAUCUUCCUUUACUUGGAUCUGGUCAUUGCUCCAGCCCGGGCUCAGGGCACAAUUCAGGGCAUAAUUCAAUGGGAGGCGAUAUGUCAGGACAAUUUCUUUGGCAGCCCAGCAGGGGUAGCCCAGAAUAUUCACCAAUUCCUAGUCCCCGGAUGACUAGCCCUGGCCGCAGCUCGAGAAUUCAUAGUGGUGCUGUCACACCACUUCAUCCUAGAGCUGGAGGGGCAGCCACUGAUGAUGGGAAACAACAAAGUCACUGGUUGCCUCUUCCACCUGUUACAAUUUCAAACUCUUCUCCAUACUCUCAUUCAAAUUCAGCAGCAACAUCUCCCUCCGUGCCACGAAGUCCAGGAAGGGCAGAGAAUCCAACCAGUCCUGGUUCUCGCUGGAAAAAAGGAAAGUUGCUGGGUAGAGGCACAUUUGGGCACGUUUAUGUUGGUUUUAAUAGUGAAAGUGGUGAAAUGUGUGCAAUGAAGGAGGUUACAUUAUUCUCAGAUGACGCAAAGUCAAAGGAAAGUGCAAAGCAGCUGGGACAAGAAAUUGCUUUAUUGAGUCGGUUAAGGCAUCCUAAUAUUGUGCAGUAUUACGGGUCUGAAUCAGUAGGUGAUAAACUUUAUAUUUAUUUGGAGUAUGUGUCUGGUGGUUCCAUCUACAAGCUUCUUCAAGACUAUGGGCAGUUCGGCGAAUUAGCAAUUCGUAGUUAUACUAAACAAAUCCUGUCAGGGCUUGCUUAUUUACAUGCUAAAAAUACAGUCCAUAGGGAUAUUAAAGGAGCAAAUAUCCUUGUGGACCCAAAUGGCCGUAUCAAAUUGGCUGAUUUUGGAAUGGCAAAGCAUAUCGCUGGGCAGUCAUGUCCAUUAUCAUUUAAGGGAAGUCCUUACUGGAUGGCACCUGAGGUUAUAAGGAAUUCAAGUGGUAACCUUGCUGUUGAUAUAUGGAGUCUUGGAUGCACUGUUUUGGAAAUGGCUACCUCAAAACCACCGUGGAGCCAGUAUGAAGGGGUGGCAGCCAUGUUUAAGAUUGGUAAUAGUAAAGACCUCCCUGCAAUUCCUGAUAACCUCUCAGAAGAAGGAAAGAAUUUUGUGAGGCAGUGUUUGCAACGUAAUCCACUGCAUCGUCCUACAGCUGCUCAACUUUUGGGGCACCCUUUUGUGAAAAAUGCUGCACCUUUGGAAAGACCAAUUAUAGAUCAUAAGCACACAGAUCCACCUGCUGGGGUUACAAAUGGAGUGAAAUCUCUGGGGAUUGGACAUGGAAGAAAUACUUCAAAAUUGGAUUCAGAAAGACUUGCUAUCCAUUCAUCAAGAGUUUCUAGAUCUGGUCUACAUUCCAGCGAAAUUCAAAUCCCAAGGAACAUAUCAUGCCCAGUCUCUCCGAUUGGGAGCCCUCUUUUAUAUCCACGAUCACCACAACAUUUGAAUGGAAGAUUGUCUCCUUCGCCUAUAUCUAGCCCGCGUACUGCGUCAGGCUCAUCCACGCCUCUCACAGGCGGAAGUGGUUCCAUCCCAUUUCAUCACCUUAAUCAAUCUGUUUAUUUGCAAGAGGGCUUUGGAAGCCAGCCAAAUCCCCAGCAGAAUCCCUACAUUAAUAGCCCAUCCUAUCAUAGUCCAAACCAUGAUAUAUUUCGAGGGAUGCAAUCAGGAUCACACAUUUUCAGGGAACACUUGUCUGGUGAAAGUGAGGCUCAUGGAAAGCAUUUUGGAAGACCUAUUCAUGGGGAAUUAUAUGAUGGACAGUCGGUCUUGGCUGAUCGUGUGAGUCAGCAGCUAUUGAGGGAACAAGUGAAGUUGAGUCCAUCUCUGGACCUCAGUUCCUGCUCUCUGUUGCCUGAUCGGACAAACGGAAUGUAACUUUGUUUGUUGCUAUGGAUCAUGGUUCAGGGAAAGCUCGCCAGACCUCUGUUUGUUUUCAGGUUUAGAAGAUUUAUUUAUUUGUCAUAUUACUGACUGUGAAAGAAGCUAAUUGUACAAUAAGGACCCAAGAUGGGAAAAUGAGAAACUAUGCAAUGGGAUGAGAUUUUUGGAAGAUGAGGGCUCACCUGCAGUGAUGAAUGUACACCCAUUUGUUCAAGUGAAGCCUGCUUCCCGGCAAACAGAAGAUGAUGAUGCUACAUCGGCUUGUACAAAGUUAAGAGCUCUUAAGCCUUAAUCUGACGCUUGACUGAUCUGAAAGUACGAAUGAUGAUUUUGAUGAGGAGAAGAUAGCUUUGAACGAUUAAAUGUAGAGCAGAUCCUUCGUAAGAGAACAAACUGUAAGUCACAUGGGAAGAGAGGAGCAAGCUAGAAAGUAGUUUCGAUAAUUAUUUUUGGGGGUGAAACUGCUGUAUAGAAAAUGGGGAAACUGAAUUAGGCUGGACAUUGUGAUUGUGUUGAUAAGGCAGUUGCAGAUUGGCUGAGCCUUAGCUUUUCUUUUUCUCACUACAGCUUAUUGCUGGCUAAAAGUUGUAACCCACCAAUUUAUACUGUUCUACCUGAUUUGUUGAUUGUAUGUUACCAUUUCAGGGAAUUAAAGAGAUCUAAUUCAGAAGUUUCAUUUUUCUGCUCA
Messenger RNA from Camellia sinensis, 3847 nucleotides. RefSeq names its product mitogen-activated protein kinase kinase kinase YODA. The record is from RefSeq and is a predicted model, not a curated record. Lineage: Eukaryota; Viridiplantae; Streptophyta; Magnoliopsida; Ericales; Theaceae. Gene Ontology annotation, cellular component: cytoplasm. Gene Ontology annotation, molecular function: MAP kinase kinase kinase activity; ATP binding. Gene Ontology annotation, biological process: protein phosphorylation; MAPK cascade.